Insectozyma verbasci is the source of this 2778-nucleotide messenger RNA. Lineage: Eukaryota; Fungi; Ascomycota; Pichiomycetes; Serinales; Debaryomycetaceae. The record is from the annotation of a GenBank genome assembly.
AUGUUUGGUAGUAAUAACUCAAACGAUGCAAAGAAGAAUCCAUUCAGUGGAUUUUCACUGAAUAAUAAUAAUACAAACACAAAUUCUAGUUUUUCAUUUGGUAAACCAGCUGAAUCAAAUAAUAACGCCAGUGGCUUCGGAAACAUGAAUGCAUUUGGAUCAUCAAAUACAAAUAAUAAUGCUUCACCAUUUGGAUCAAAUCAGAAUAGUACAUCAGCUUUUGGAUCAAAUAAACCCGCAUUUGGAGGAUUUGGGGCAAGUAAUACAAACAAUAACAAUAAUACUACAGCUUUUGGGUCAAAUAAUGCACAAUCUACAUCUGCAUUUGGAAGCACAAAUAAUAAUACAAGUUCCCCUUUUGGUCAAUCAAAUACAAAUACAUCAACAACGACUCCAGCUUUUGGAAAUUCAAACGCGUCAGGUAGCAUGUUUGGAAAACCAGCUGAGAAUACAAAUUCAAAUGCAAAUACUGGAAAUAUAUUUGGUCAGAGUAAAACAAAUGCAACUAAUGCAAGUAGUGGAAAUAUAUUUGGUCAAAGUAAUGCAAAUGCAAAUACUAGUGGUGGAUUAUUCGGAAGUCAAAAUAAAGAUCAAGGGAAUACUACUACUGGUGGUUUAUUUGCAUCUAAAUCAGCUUCAUCCACUCCUGCUCCAACUACUGGUGGUUUUGGAUUUGGUAGUAAACCACAAGAAGAUGCUAAUAAACCAGCCUCAGUAGGAGGUUUUUCAUUUGGUGCUAAAAAAGAUGAUUCAAAUUCAACUACAACUCCACCCGGUGGAUUAUUCGGACCUAAACCAACAACUUCAACUACAGAAACUAAUAAACCACCUGCUUUUGCAUUUGGUCUGAAUAGUAAUAGUCAAUCAUCAACACCUGCAUUUGGUGCAUCUACAAAUACUGAACAAAAUAAACCAGCCUCUGGAUUUUCAUUUGGUGCAUCUACAAAUACUGAACAAAAUAAACCAGCCUCUGGAUUUUCAUUUGGUGCAUCUACAAAUACUGAACAAAAUAAACCAGCCUCUGGAUUUUCAUUUGGUGCAUCUACAAAUACUGAACAAAAUAAACCAAGCUCUGGAUUUUCAUUUGGUGCAGCUAAGAAAGAUGAUACACCAGCACCAGCAACAACACAACCAAGUGGUGGUUUCACAUUUGGUGCUAAAAAAGAUGAUAGUUCAACAUCAACCGGUGGCAAUUUAUUUGGAGCAGCUAAAAAAGAUGACAAUUCAACUACUACUGGAGGUUUAUUUGGUACUAAAAAACCAGAUGAGAAUAAAGAUAAACCUUCUUUUUCAUUCGCUGCAUCAACUACAACAACUGAAAAGAAAGAUGAAGCUAAUAAACCAGCUGGAUUCUCAUUUAGUGCUUCUACAGAAAAGAAAGAUGAUGCAGCUAAACCAUUAUUUUCAUUUGGUGCUUCUAAACCUGAAGAAAAUAAAGAUAAACCAGCAAGUGCAGAUUUCUCAUUUGGUGCUAAAAAACCAGAAGAAAAUAAAGAUAAACCUGCUUUUUCAUUUGGUGCUGCUACAACUGAAAGGAAAGAUGAUGCUAGUAAAUCUGCAAGUAGUGGAUUUUCAUUUGGUGCUAAAAAAGAUGAAGAUAAACCAGCUGCAUCAACUGGUGGAUUAUUUGGUGCUAAAAAAGAUGAUGAAAAGGAUAAACCAGCAACUCCAGGUUUCAGUUUUGGUGCUGCCAAAAAAGAUGAUGCAGCCAAACCAUCUGGUUUUGCAUUUGGUGCUAAAAAAGACGAAGAUAAAGAUAAACCAGCUACAUCCGGUUUCUCUUUUGGUGCUAAAAAAGACGAAGAUAAAGAUAAACCAGCUACAUCCGGUUUCUCUUUUGGUGCUAAAAAAGAUGAUGAAUCAAAACGAACUACUAAUUUAUUUGGUAAAAAACCAGAAGAUUUAAAAAAGGAAGAGACUAAAAUACCUACAUCUGCCGCAUCAACCACAACAACUUCAACCACAACAACUUCAAAUCCAGAAACACAACCAAAUUUAAGACCAACAAAGAUUGAACCAAUACCUGUUUCAAUAGAUAAUAAAACAAUGGGUGAUUUGAUUGUUAAAUGGUCAAAACAAUUAACUGCUACAAGUAAAAUAUUUGGAUCUUAUACUGAGAAAGUAAAAGCAUGGGAUUUAAAGUUAGUUGAAAGUGGAGAUGAAGUAUUCAAAUUGAAUCAAGAUUGUUUAGAAGCUGAAUCAUUACAAAAUAAAAUUGAUCAACAUUUAUUUUUUGUUGAAAAUCAACAAGAUGAAUUAGAAAAAGUAUUGGAUAAUUACGAACAGCAAACAGAUACGCUAUUGAAUGUAAUUGAAUUAAAUUCAAGUAGUUUAAAUAAUAGUCAAGUUGCAAGUGCAUUAAUACAAAGCGAAAAUAAAGAUUCCACAAAUACAAAUCAAAAUACUUCUUCCUUGAGUGUGACUGAUAAAUUAAGAGAGAAGGCUUAUCAUAAUGCCGAAAUAUUAGAUGAGAGAUUGGAUGAUUUAGGUGAGAAUCUAAGCACUUUAAUUAAUGAAAUUAAUGCAGUUAGUGAUACAUUCAACAAAAAUUUGAUAAAUGAAUUAGCUGGAAGUGAAGGUAUAAAUAAAGAUAAGAAAGAUGGUAAAGUUGGGGAUAAAGAUGCUACUGCUAAAGAUGAAGUAAAAGAAAAUCCAAUUGAAGAAAUUGUCAAAUUGUUGAAUUUACAUUUGGAAAAUUUGAAAUAUAUAGAAACUACAGAAGAAGAAUUGAAGAAGAAGUUGGAAAAAUUAAAUAAGAAUAAAAAAAAUGAUCAAUAA